AGAAAGGGUGGCAGUGAAAGCGGAUGAAGAAUUGUGUGUAAAUAAACCAUCGAGUAACCUUGAGCUGUUGGCCAGUUUGGUUGUCUACACUGCGGGCCCAGUGAGCUGUGGACCAGGUCAAAGGCCAGUAUUCUGAGGAGCCAGCUGUCAGGGUUUAGCUAGAAACAAGCUAAUGUGUAAACUGGCCUUGAGGUCUUUUUAAGCUGCUUCAUUUUCCCAGCGUCGGUGAAAAGAGGGGACUUUAUUUCAGAGUUUGCUGGCCAGCUGCUGUUUCAUUGAACUAUUGAUGUUUUCUUUUGGGAAGCCGGUCUUCUUGAGUGUCUCCACAGUGAAGGGGAAGACCAACGAGUGGAACAAGAAUGAUGACCGGCUGCUACAGGCCGUGGAGAAUGGAGACACGGAGAAGGUGGCCUCCCUACUGGGCAAGAAGGGAGCCAGUGCCACCAAGCAGGACAGCGAGGGCAAGACCGCCUUUCAUCUUGCUGCUACAAAAGGGCAUGUGGAAUGCCUCAGGGUCAUGGUUACACAUGGCGUGGAUGUGACUGCCCAAGAUACUGCCGGACACAGUGCCUUGCACCUCGCAGCCAAGAACAGCCACCACGAAUGCAUCAGGAAGCUCCUUCAGUCAAAAUGCCCAGCCGGAAGUGUGGACAGCUCUGGGAAAACAGCUUUACAUUAUGCAGCGGCACAGGGCUGCCUUCAAGCUGUGCAGGCUCUUUGCGAGCACAAAAGCCCCAUAAACCUCAAGGAUUUGGAUGGGAAUAUACCACUGCUUCUUGCAGUACAAAGUGGCCACAGUGAGGUCUGUCACUUUCUCCUGGAUCAUGGAGCAGACGUAAAUUCCAGGGACAAAAAUGGAAGAACUGCUCUCAUGCUAGCCUGUGAGAUCAGCAGCUCUAAUAUUGUGGAAGCCUUAAUUAAAAAGGGUGCAGACCUAAACCUUGUAGAUUCUCUUGGACACAAUGCCUUACAUUAUUCCAAACUCUCAGAAAAUGCAGGAAUUCAAAGCCUUCUAUUAUCAAAAAUCUCUCAGGAUUCUGAUUCAAAGACACCAACAAAACCAAAGCAGCAUGAUCAAGUCUCUAAAAUAAGCUCAGAAAGAAGUGGAACUCCAAAAAAACGCAAAGCUCCACCACCUCCUAUCAGUCCUACCCAGUUGAGUGAUGUGUCUUCCCCAAGAUCAAUAACUUCAACGCCACUUUCGGGAAAGGAAUCCGUGUUCUUUGCUGAACCACCCUUCAAGGCUGAGAUCAGUUCUAUACGGGAAAACAAAGACAGACUAAGUGACAGCACGACAGGUGCUGAUAGCUUAUUGGAUAUAAGUUCUGAAGCUGACCAACAAGAUCUUCUCGUCCUGUUGCAAGCAAAAGUUGCUUCUCUUACCUUACACAAUAAAGAAUUACAAGAUAAAUUACAGGCCAAAUCACCCAAGGAGGCAGAUGCAGACCUGAGCUUUGACUCCUACCAUUCCACUCAAACUGACUUGGCCCCACCCCUGGGCAGACCUAGUGAAACCCCUCCCCUAGACUCCAAGUCAUCUCCAUCCGUCUUAACACAUUCCUUGAGUAAAUCCACUCUCGACAGUGACGGGCAAAUUCAGCAACUGCAAGAGAUUCUGCAGGACUUGCAGAAGAGACUAGAGAGCUCUGAAGCAGAGAAGCAGCAGCUGCAGGCUGAGCUCCAGUCCAGGAGGGCCGAAUUGGUGUGCGUGAACAGUGCAGAGAUUUCAGAGAAUGGCUCCGACCUCAGCCAGAAACUGAAAGAAACUCAGAGCAAGUACGAGGAGGCCAUGAAAGAAGUCCUUAACGUGCAGAAGCAGAUGAAACUGGGCCUUGUCUCGCCCGAAAGCGUGGACAGUUAUUCACAUCUCCGUGAGUUACGGAUCACUGAGGAGGAAAUAGAUGUGCUCAAGCAGGAUCUCCAGAACGCAUUAGCCGAAAGUGAAAGAAAUAAGGAGAAAGUGAGAGAGUUAGAAGAAAAACUCGUAGAGAAGGAGAAAGAUUUGGGUAUUAAGUCUCCUGGGGAAGAGUACGAGGAGAUGAAAAGUUCAUAUUGCUCUGUGAUUGAGAAUAUGAAUAAGGAGAAAGCUUUUUUGUUUGAGAAAUACCAAGAGGCCCAAGAAGAAAUCAUGAAACUAAAAGAUGCCCUAAAGAGUCAGAUGACACCGGAAGCCGGUGAUGAAGCUGGGGAUAUGAAAGAGGCCAUGAACAGGAUGAUAGAUGAGCUCAACAAACAGGUAAGCGAGCUGUCCCAGCUGUACAAAGAAGCCCAGGCCGAGCUGGAGGAUUACAGGAAGAGGAAAUCUCUAGAAGACGUAACAGCCGAAUAUAUCCAUAAAGCGGAGCAUGAGAAACUGAUGCUAGUGACGAACGUGUCCAGAGCUAAGGCAGAAGAGGCAUUGUCCGAAAUGAAGUCUCAGUACUCAAAGGUAUUGAACGAGUUGACGCAGCUCAAACAGCUCGUGGACGCACAGAAAGAGAACUCUGUCUCCAUCACAGAACAUUUGCAGGUGAUAACCACACUUCGGGCUACUGCGAAAGAGAUGGAGGAAAAAAUAAGCAGUCUCAAAGAGCACCUUGCAAGCAAGGAAGGGGAAGUAGCAAAACUGGAGAAACGACUCCUGGAAGAGAAGGCCGCGAUGGCCGACGCCAUGGUGCCCAGGUCUGCCUACGCAAAGCUCCAGUCAUCACUAGAAAGUGAAGUGAGUGUGUUGGCCUCAAAAUUGAAGGAGUCCGUAAAAGAGAAAGAGAAGGCCCAUUUGGAGGUCUCCCAGAUUCGAAGUGAGGUCUCACAAGUGAAAAGGGAAAAGGAAAAUAUUCAGGCUCUCUUAAAAUCCAAAGAGCAGGAAGCAAACGAACUUCGGCAACAGUUCCAACAUGCUCAGGAGGAGCUCGCAGAGAUGAAGAGACAGUCGGAGAGCUCUUCCAAACUGGAGGAGGAUAAAGAUAAGAAGAUAAAUGAGAUGUCAAAGGAAGUCACCAAGUUGAAGGAGGCCCUGAACAGUCUCUCACAGCUCUCCUACUCAGCUAGCUCGUCCAAGAGGCAGAGUCAGCAGCUGGAAGGACUGCAGCAGCAGGUCAAGCAGCUACAGAGCCAGCUGGCUGACUGCAAGAAACAACACCAGGAGGUGAUAUCUGUUUACCGAAUGCAUCUUCUGUAUGCUGUGCAGGGCCAGAUGGAUGAAGAUGUCCAGAAAGUACUGAAGCAGAUCCUUACCAUGUGUAAAAACCAGUCCCAGAAGAAGUAGAAUGGAUUCCGUGGCAGGACACUGCCCCCUUGUUGUCCAUCUUUGUGUUAGAUCUGGAGUUGUCGGCAACCACUGCCAUUGUUCUCACUCGUGGUAUGCACCGUGGCCCAGCCUAACUUUUUCCCUUUCCUAAGGCAGCUUUCUGAGGACUGGGUCCAGGAGAGGGCUGUCCUCCCCAGAGCUGCUUAGAGACUUGAGAGCAGCACAAGUGAAACGCCCUGGUGUCCCUUCAGAUUCCAGAGCCGGAAUCUGGAACCAGGGGUCUGGUCCUGGUCCUGGUGCUGGUGGGUGGGCACCUGCUGUGGGACCCGACCAGCUGAGGGGCUUUGUCAUCACUGAGCAAUAUGUUGAGACCUCCCCGCUCAGCGAACGUUGCUUUAGUUCCUACACUCAGGCGGUGUCAGUCAGCACCCGAGAGCCCCUUUGCCUUUGGUUUCCAAGCCCAAAACAUGAUUUAACUUCUGACCAAAAUAGUAUGGCACUCGUUAUGUGGUGCAUACUUAAGAGCCUUUAUCAUGACAUCCUGUGGACUUAAAACAUGAAUCCCAUCAUUUUCCCCCCUCUGCCUUAUAUAGCUCAUCGCCCUGCUUGUUAGUCUCAGAGUUUGAUGAGUACUCUUAACUAAAAUACGAAGUUGAGAAACAAAAGCAAGUUGUCCUUAGAAAUUCUUUUGAAGCAAAUCGUUGACAUAUUGCAAAUCUUCUAUGCAAACUUGCCUCCUGUUAUCUGUGAAGCUCAGGAAUCCAAACAUUCGUGUUUCAACAAGGGACAGUAAACUGCGUGUUUACAGCCAAAAAAAAA
Molecule: messenger RNA, 4048 nt
Organism: Panthera uncia (snow leopard)
Lineage: Eukaryota; Metazoa; Chordata; Mammalia; Carnivora; Felidae
Gene: RAI14
Product: retinoic acid induced 14
Exons: 17
Coding region: 287-3247 (986 amino acids)
Molecular function (GO): actin binding
Source: RefSeq, a predicted model, not a curated record